Messenger RNA from Cyclopterus lumpus (lumpfish), 1504 nucleotides. Its product is annotated as 3-mercaptopyruvate sulfurtransferase. Gene Ontology annotation, biological process: transsulfuration. Gene Ontology annotation, molecular function: thiosulfate-cyanide sulfurtransferase activity. NCBI's taxonomy places the organism in Eukaryota, Metazoa, Chordata, Actinopteri, Perciformes, Cyclopteridae. Gene Ontology annotation, cellular component: mitochondrion. The record is from RefSeq and is a predicted model, not a curated record.
CUCUCCAAGAGCGUUUCCCUCUAGCGGGAAGCAGGUAUCAUGGCGGCGCAGAACCGGGCUCUGGUCUCGGCCCAGUGGCUGGCGGACGCCGUCAGAACCCACCUCGUCGGGCCCAAACUUCGCGUCCUCGACACGUCGUGGUACCUGCCGAAGACGAAGCGGGACCCGAGAGCGGAGUUUGCGCGGACGCACGUCCCGGGCGCCUCGUUCUUCGACAUCGACGACUGCUGCGACAAGAACUCCGCGCUCGAUCACAUGCUGCCGACAUCCAGCCACUUCUCGCAGUACGUGGGCGGUCUGGGCAUCGGGAACGACACGCACGUAGUGGUGUACGACACCAGCGACUUCGGGUCGUUCGGCGCGCCGCGGCUGUGGUGGAUGUUCCGUCUGUUCGGACACAGUCGGGUGUCGGUGCUGGACGGCGGCUUGAGGAACUGGCUGGCGGACGGCCACCCGGUGACAUCUGACUACUGCGAGCCGGAGAGGAGCGAGUUCGAGGCCACGGUGAACCAGUCGUGGGUGAAGAGCUACGAGGACGUGUUGGAGAACACCAGGACCCAGCAGGUCCAGGUGGUGGAUGCCCGGUCUGCAGGGAGGUUCAGGGGUACUGAGCCGGAGCCCAGAGAUGACACCCUGCCGGGACAUUUCCCGGGUACAAUCAAUAUGCCGUUCCCUUCUUUCCUGGAUGCCACUGGCAAGGAGCUGGAAACCGAAGGCCUGUCCAAACUGUUCCGAGAGGCGGGGGUGGACCUGGAGAAACCACUCUGGGCUACAUGUGGGUCCGGCGUCACAGCGUGUCACGUUGUUCUGGCGGCUCACCUGCUCGGGCACCCUGGGGUGUGUGUUUACGACGGCUCCUGGUCUGAAUGGUUUAAAAGGGCAUCACCGGAGCAUAUCAUCUCGGAGGGAGAGAGAAAGAAGGUGUGAUGGAAAGAGACAAGGCAGUGGAUACAAGCAAGGGUGUGAUGUUACUUUACGAGGGGAUGCAAUGUUUUUGCUGCCAGCAAGAGUGAUAGAUCACUAUAAAACUAGUUUCAUAGUAUACUUUCAACUUAUACGCAUGAGAUAGGUCAUGCUGUAUAAGGCUGCUUUUCUCAUUAAAGCUUGAAAUUAAAGUCUCCUCUACUUAUGCAAAUGGUCUGACUUUUCUCAAUAGAACCAUAAAGGCAUAUUGCAGAAAGGUUUUCAAUAUUGUAUAACAUUAUUAUAUCUCGUCAUGUCAACGACGGUAGAGAAAAGGACAUUUCCUCCCAGAGGGUGUCAAGAUCAGAGAUGUUGGGUUCUUGGAAGAUGUGCAUUUUCUUGAUUUCUUGAUGAAUUAUUUUUUCAAAUGUAUAAAUAAAUGGCGAGGCAGUUGUUUUGUUAUGCUAUACAUGGUACAGUGUCUUUUCUUCCCUUUUUAAAACAUGUCAAGGUCAUGACGUGAAGAAAAACUUUUUAUUCAGCAACCAGAAAGUUGUUAGAAGGCCAUGGAAGACCAAAGGGUAAAAGUCUUCCUCACAAU